Cricetulus griseus (Chinese hamster) is the source of this 554-nucleotide messenger RNA. The record is from RefSeq and is a predicted model, not a curated record. NCBI's taxonomy places the organism in Eukaryota, Metazoa, Chordata, Mammalia, Rodentia, Cricetidae.
UGAUCUUCAGUACAAUGGCUGGCGGUAAGGCUGGAAAGGACUCCAGAAAGGCCAAGACAAAGGCGGUUUCCCGCUCGCAGAGAGCCGGCUUGCAGUUCCCUGUGGGCCGUAUUCAUAGACACCUGAAAUCUAGGACAACCAGCCACUGCCGGGUGGGCGCGACCGUUGCUUUGUAUAGCGCAGCCAUCCUGGAGUACCUCACCGCAGAGGUACUAGAGUUGGCAGGAAAUGCAUCAGAAGACUUAAAGGUAACGCGUAUUACACUUCGUCACUUGCAACUUGCUAUUCGUGGGGAUCAAGAAUUGGACUCUUUGAUCAACACUACCAUUGCUGGUGGUAGUGUCAUCCCACACAUCCACAAAUCUCUGAUUGGGAAGAAAGGACAACAGAAGACAGUCUAAAGGAUGCCUGGAUUCCUUAUUAUCUCAGGACUCUAAAUAUUCUUAACAGCUGUCCAGUGUCGGUGAUUCCAGUGGACUGUAUCUCUGUGAAAAACACAAUUUUGCCUUUUUGUAAUUAUAUUUGAGCAAGUUGGAGGCUUAAUUAGCCUUCCA